Molecule: messenger RNA, 2868 nt
Organism: Sodiomyces alkalinus F11
Lineage: Eukaryota; Fungi; Ascomycota; Sordariomycetes; Glomerellales; Plectosphaerellaceae
Product: V-type ATPase
Exons: 12
Coding region: 1-2868 (955 amino acids)
Biological process (GO): ATP metabolic process; proton transmembrane transport
Cellular component (GO): proton-transporting V-type ATPase, V1 domain
Molecular function (GO): hydroxymethylglutaryl-CoA lyase activity; proton-transporting ATPase activity, rotational mechanism; ATP binding
Source: RefSeq, a predicted model, not a curated record
AUGAGCCGAUGCAUCGUCGGUAAUCGUUCUUCUGUCAUCAAUACGACGAGACCAGAUUUGCCCUCCAUGUCUCUUUUACGUCCUGCAGUCUGUAGAGCAUGCAAGAGGGCAAACUACCGCUCCUUGCGAACCUUCGCCACCGCUCAAAACAACGUCCAACAACAACAACCCCGACCUGACAACUACAUCAAGCUGGUCGAGGUCGGACCACGCGAUGGACUUCAAAAUGAGAAGAAAACCAUCUCGCUCGCAACAAAGAUUGAACUGAUUGAGAGGCUCGCAAAGACCGGCUUGUCGAUGAUUGAAGGUGGUUCCUUUGUGGCGCCCAAAUGGGUUCCCCAGAUGGCAAAUUCCAGCGAGAUUAUGGAACACAUCCUCACGAAGAAGAUCUCUUCGCCAUCUGCGGUAUCGUACUCAUUUCUUGCGCCGAACACCAAGGGCCUCCAGAACGCGACCUCCAUCCUGCAAAAGCAUCCCGACACCUUCUCCUCGCAGCUCCAGCCUUCGCUCAAUCCCACUAAGCCCGGUAUAGAGAUCGCCGUCUUUGCGGCGGCCACCGAGUCGUUUUCGAAGAAGAACCUCAACUGCGAUAUUGCGACGUCGUUGGCGCGCUUCAAAGAUGUAAUCCAGGAGGCAAAGGCGAGCGGGCUACGGGUCAGGGCCUACGUCUCCGUCGUUCUCGGAUGCCCUUUCGAAGGUUACGACGUCGAUCCACACAAGGUUGCUGAGAUCGCGACGGACUUGCUGGAGUCCGGAGCCGACGAGAUCUCGCUAGGAGACACAACGGGCAUGGGGACAGCUCCUCGGACCAAGGCGUUGUUGGACUGCUUGCGUGCCGCGGGCAUCCGGAACGAGGAUCUUGCUAUGCACUUCCAUGACACAUACGGGCAGGCUCUUGUGAACACGGCCGUGUCGCUGGAACACGGCAUCCGGACCUUUGACAGCAGCGUUGCGGGCCUGGGAGGAUGCCCUUAUAGUCCAGGAGCCACCGGAAAUGUGGCGACGGAGAACAUGGUGUAUUUCCUUAGUACCCUUGGCAUGGAUACGGGUGUAGACCUUGACGCGAUUUCUGAAGUUGGGGCAUGGAUUGCGGGUAAGCUGGAAAAGCCGAACGAUAGCACAGUAGGCAAAGCUGAUGCUCAGGCGCACAUAAUGAUCGAGUCUCUACCUAGGUCUAUGAGCCAGGACCCAUUCGUGCAUCCUGGCGAGGCCGACAAGAUCCAGCUAAGUUACCAACUUCAACCUCUCUUCCGCGAGCUGGAUCACAUUACCACCACUUGCUUCUUGCCUGGCAUAAACGCACAAUCCCCUCUCGUUAGCUGCUCGCCUUUGCCCACCCGCAAGAAAUCAGCACGUUUUGGCCUGUCGUCGUCCUACUCGGUUGUCCCUAGGAUUCGCUACAACACUGUCGGUGGUGUUAACGGUCCUUUGGUCAUCCUCGAGAAUGUCAAAUUCCCCAAGUACAGCGAGAUCGUUACCCUGACUCUCCCCGAUGGUACCGAGCGAUCGGGUCAAGUCUUGGAAGCUCGAGGUGACCGAGCCGUCGUUCAGGUGUUCGAAGGCACUUCUGGCAUCGAUGUUAAGAAGACGAAAGUCGAGUUCAGUGGCCACAGUUUGAAGCUGGGCGUGUCGGAGGACAUGCUUGGACGCAUCUUCGAUGGAUCCGGACGAGCUAUCGACAAGGGCCCCAAGGUGCUCGCCGAGGACUAUCUCGACAUCAACGGCAGCCCUAUCAACCCCUAUUCCAGAGAAUACCCCGAGGAGAUGAUCUCCACCGGCAUUUCCGCCAUCGAUACCAUGAAUUCCAUCGCUCGAGGCCAAAAGAUUCCUAUCUUCUCCGCUGCUGGUCUCCCUCAUAAUGAAAUCGCUGCACAGAUUUGCCGACAGGCCAGCCUGGUGCAAAAGAAGGGCGUCACCAACAAGGGCGUUCAUGAUGGACAUGCGGAGAACUUCUCCAUCGUCUUCGGCGCUAUGGGUGUCAACUUGGAAACGGCUCGGUUCUUCACCCGCGACUUCGAAGAGAAUGGCAGCUUGGAACGUGUCACCCUGUUCCUUAACCUUGCCAACGAUCCUACGAUCGAGCGUAUCAUUACUCCUCGUCUUGCCUUGACCACGGCCGAAUACUACGCCUAUCAGCUCGAGAAGCAUGUCCUCGUCAUUCUUACCGAUCUCUCGGCUUACUGCGACGCUCUCCGAGAAGUCUCAGCAGCUCGAGAGGAAGUGCCGGGUCGUCGUGGUUUCCCCGGUUACAUGUACACUGAUUUGUCCACCAUUUACGAGCGAGCCGGUCGUGUGGCGGGACGCAACGGCUCCAUCACCCAGAUCCCGAUUCUGACCAUGCCUAACAACGACAUCACCCACCCGAUUCCGGAUUUGACGGGUUAUAUUACUGAGGGCCAGAUCUUCGUUGACCAACCCAUGCACAACCGUGGUAUUUAUCCGCCAAUUAAUGUCCUUCCGUCGCUGUCCCGUCUCAUGAAGUCUGCUAUCGGUGAGGGUAUGACUCGCCGCGACCAUGGCGACGUCUCCAACCAGCUGUAUGCCAAGUAUGCCAUCGGCCGUGAUGCCGCUGCGAUGAAGGCUGUAGUUGGUGAGGAAGCCUUGUCGGCCGAGGACAAGCUGUCUCUUGAGUUCCUCGAGAAGUUUGAGCAGCAAUUUAUCUCCCAGGGCCCCUACGAGUCACGGACCAUCUUCGAGUCUCUGGAUCUAGCUUGGAGCUUGCUGCGCAUCUAUCCUAAGGAGCUCCUGAACCGCAUCCCCGCCAAGAUUCUCAACGAGUACUAUCAGCGCGCAGCCAAGGAAACCAAGGACAAGAGCAAGCAGCAUGAGCAGGUGCAGCAGAACGAGGAGAAUCUCAUUGAUGCAUAA